ACAACCGGAAAUACAGCGACUGAAACUGUCUUUGGCGCAUGCGCGUUCCUGGUUCUUCCUUUCCGACACUCGAGCGAGAAGAGACAAGAUGGGCCAUCAGCAGCUCUACUGGAGUCACCCGAGAAAAUUCGGUCAGGGAUCCCGCUCCUGCCGAGUGUGUUCAAACAGACAUGGCCUGAUCCGUAAAUAUGGACUCAAUAUGUGCCGUCAGUGCUUCAGGCAGUACGCAAAAGACAUCGGCUUCGUAAAGCUGGAUUAGAUGUGCUGUGCUGACAUCCACUGGCUAAGGACAGCUGGCUAAAAUGGAAGAAAUUCAACACUUCUAAUAAAUGCUUUUUUUUUGUUCCACCACA
Messenger RNA from Gambusia affinis (western mosquitofish), 353 nucleotides. It is a transcript of the gene rps29, whose product is annotated as ribosomal protein S29. Gene Ontology annotation, cellular component: ribosome; cytosolic small ribosomal subunit. The record is from RefSeq and is a predicted model, not a curated record. NCBI's taxonomy places the organism in Eukaryota, Metazoa, Chordata, Actinopteri, Cyprinodontiformes, Poeciliidae. Gene Ontology annotation, molecular function: zinc ion binding; structural constituent of ribosome. Gene Ontology annotation, biological process: translation. The coding region runs from base 89 to 259 and encodes 56 amino acids. The transcript has 3 exons.